Molecule: messenger RNA, 687 nt
Organism: Trichoderma gamsii
Lineage: Eukaryota; Fungi; Ascomycota; Sordariomycetes; Hypocreales; Hypocreaceae
Exons: 1
Coding region: 1-687 (228 amino acids)
Source: RefSeq, a predicted model, not a curated record
AUGACUGGUGUAAAUCAUUCAACCGGCCGCUCCUCCGCGCCAAAUGCCGCAGGUAAGAAUCAUCUCAGCCCGCGCCGUGGCCUGUGCCUCAUUACCACUCUACAGAAAGCAUCACACCGUGGCCUAGAAGCCAUCGGAGCCAAAUACGGCGAUAGUUUGGGAGCCGUGGGCGACCCACGCAUCUCCAUCCAGUCACGUAGACUCGAGAGCACAAAACGUAGCCCUAACAGCAUGAACACCUCGCCAGUCGGAACUGGCACUGGCACCAACGCUAUCCAGGUUGGUACUAAUUUUGGUGGCCAGUACUUUACCAGAUCUCGCCUUUGGGGCGUCAGCUCCUUCAUGGGUAUUACUUUCUUAUCAGACGAGGGCGGGGCUUGGCCACCUUGCCAGAGGAAGAAACAGAUCCAACCAAGCCAAGUCUCUAUCGAUAAUGGCUUCAAACUCCCAGAUCGAUCGACCGUAGAAGCUUACUUCUCUGUCUUCCGUACGUCCGCCUUGCGAUUGGUGUUCCCAAUUGUGGGCAUUGAUUCAUUUUCGAGUACUGACAGUCGGGCUUUCAAUGACGUAGCUGAUCAUUCCCGUGAUUCGAAUCGUGCCAAAGCAUGUGUUUUCUCCUUCUUGGCUAUAAUGAUCCUCUUGGGGGACAAACUUGAGUCGUUCCUCGUGAUCGAAAGCGAUCAGUGA